Molecule: messenger RNA, 1863 nt
Organism: Linum tenue
Lineage: Eukaryota; Viridiplantae; Streptophyta; Magnoliopsida; Malpighiales; Linaceae
Source: the annotation of a GenBank genome assembly
CAAAUAGCCAGAAAACCAGCACCAUAUAUCUAAUAUCUACAAUAAUGGGCCCGAUCCAAAUUCCAAACACCAUCCACACCCUAGCAGUAGCAAGCACUCACUCUCUGUUUUCUUCUCUUCCUCUCUUUGCCAUUUUUCUCCGUCUCCGCUAAAGGGAACACAAACCAGAAACCAAUUACCAUAUCCCAUCUGCUGAAGUUCCUUUUUCUCCCUUUCUUCUGGUAAUAAACUAUAACUAACUAACUAUGGUGCGGGGAGACCAUGUUAUCGAGGACGAGGAUGAAAACUGCCGCCGGCAGCUGUAAUCUGGGCUUCUCACCCUGACGGCGAGCCAGGACGACGUCGUAGUAGCUGGCGGCGGUGGCAUUACUCCGGCUGUUGUUCUGACUACCUUGGUCGCCGUCUGUGGUUCAUUGGCUAGCGGGUGUGCGUAUGGAUACUCAUCGCCAGCAGAGUCAGGAAUCAUGGCUGAGAUGGGAAUGUCUGUUGCACAAUACUCAACUUUUGGCUCAAUCAUGACACUUGGAGGAAUGUUGGGUUCAUUAUUCAAUGGCAAGAUGGCAGAUAUCAUUGGCAGAAGAUAUACAAUGUGGGUAUCUGCAUUGUUCUUCCUAGUUUCAUGGUCUACAAUAGCAUUUGCCAAGGUGUUUCAGUUCAUGAUUACCUUUGGUUUUUCGCUAGCCUAUGCGGUGGGAACAAUCAUCUCGUGGCGAGCAUUGGCUCUACUUGGUGAUAUUCCAUGUCUGCUGCAUGUUGUGGGUAUAUUCUUCAUCCCAGAGUCUCCAAGAUGGUUGGCAAAGCUGGGGAAAGACAAAGAGCUAGAAGCAACUCUCAAGUACCUAAGGGGAAAUGCUAGUGCUGAUGAUGUUUCCCAAGAAGCACUUGAAAUUAAAGAGCACACAAAGCUCUUUGAGAGCCUUUCAGAGAACAGAAUCCAAGACCUGUUCCAGCACAAAUAUGCUGAUGCACUCAUUGUGGUUGCUGGACUAAUGGUGCUUCAAGAGUUUGGCGGAACCAAUGCAUUUUCAUAUUAUGCUGCUUCUAUAUUUGAAAUGGCGGGUGAGCUCAAAUCCUUCUUCUGUUUUGGUUGCUUGCUAUCCAUUCUUGGUUGUGAAUUAGGAAUGAAGCAAAUGCUUGAUCUAUGUCGUAGGUCUUUCGGGUACUUUUGGGAUGGUAUCAAUUGCCAUUAUUCAGAUAUCUGCAUUAGGGUUGUUCUUGAGUACCUUCUUGCUUGGACUUGCAUUCUUGAACUUGGCAAGUCUGGGACUAUUGUUGCCCUCUUGGCAUGUAUUGGCAUGUUGGGACUUCCAAUAGCUUUCUCACUAGGAAUGGCAGGGUUGCCAGGAGUUGUAAUGGCUGAGGUGACAUUGACUUUACUUGUUUUUGUUGUUGCUUCUGCUGCUGGGCAGGUGUUUCCUAUAAACAUAAAGGGCACGGCUGGAAGCCUAGUAACAUUUCUCAAUUGGUCAUCAUCUUGGAUUGUCACAUACUCUUUCAACUUUGUUAUGCUGUGGAAUUCAGCUGGUACAUUUUUUAUAUUCACGGGGAUCUGGAUUCUCGGGAUUUUGUUUAUUGCAAGGUUUGUGCCAGAGACUAAAGGUCGAUCACUGGAGGAACUACAGACGUCGAUAACUCACAUCAUGUAGUCAUGAAGAAACAGGAUCAAAGUGAUUAUUAAUUAGAAUUAGUUUUUGAUACGUAAAAAGUUUUGUAACUAUGAAAUUAUGUCCAUUUUUUAAUAUAUGCUUCUGUAUCAUAUUAUUACAAACUUCAAAACAUAAAUAACUGAAUUAUCCGAAAUAUAAAAAUUUGAUCUUGUCACGAUCCGUUAUUCUCAUUUGUAAAAUACAAGGAAUCAAAUAU